Molecule: messenger RNA, 1252 nt
Organism: Hyla sarda
Lineage: Eukaryota; Metazoa; Chordata; Amphibia; Anura; Hylidae
Product: beta-2-glycoprotein 1-like
Exons: 8
Coding region: 26-1057 (343 amino acids)
Source: RefSeq, a predicted model, not a curated record
CAUUUGGAUAUUGACCAUUCCAAAAAUGACACAAAAAAUAUAUUUCAUAAUUGUUUUCAUUCCCAUCAUUCUAUAUGCCGUCCUUGGAGAUCAAGAUGUUACAGAUCUCUGCCCGACAAGAAAGAAAAAUCCUAUUGGUCAUACUUGUCAAAAGACUUGUACAAAGGCCCAAGACUGCCCAAGGAAGAGGCUGAAAUGUUUAUGUGACGGAGAAUGUGGAAUGAGCUGCAUUACACCCCGCAGCAGUUGCCCAUGGCCUGUAAUCCUUGAGAAUGCUAACACAUCUUUGAAGCAGGAAACAUGGAACUUUGGAGAUCAGAUGUUAGUGCACUGCCAUCCAGGAUACAAAAUGGCCAAUGGACAGGAGAUGGCACAAAGCCGUUGUCAAGGAGACAAGAAGUGGAGUGUGACAGCACCCUGUGAUGUUGUAUCCACUUGUAAGGACCCUCCAAGUAUUGAGAAUGGAUACUUUGAAAAGAAGGGACAUCUUAUAGAGGGAGCAGUGAUCGAGUAUAAAUGCAAUGCAGGCUACAGACUAGAAGGUCCUGUAUUCACAGAAUGCCUAGAAAACAAGACCUGGUCUAACAAUGCUCCCAUAUGUAUAAAAGUUUAUUGUCCACCACCUCCAGAGAUCAAGGAAGGUAUUCUUGUAGCAGUGAAAAAAGCAGAGUAUGAAGUCUCAGAAGUUAUAUACUAUAUGUGCAAAAGAAAUUUCCUUUUGGAUGGAUCGCACAGUGUUACCUGUAUGGCCAAUGGGCAGUGGUCAGAUGGUCCAGCCUGCAGAGCAAGAUGUAAGGUGCCGGUGCAGCGAAGUCAAGUUAUUUACCGAGGUCAGAAGGUCUGGGUUACAGAAAUUGAGGAGAGUCUAGUGCAUCAUUCCGAAACUGUAAAGUUUUUCUGCCAGAAUAGAACACAAGCCUGCAGUUAUACAGCCGCCAGCCAGUGUUUUGAUGGUGAGCUCCAACAUCCAGAGUGUUAUAAAGAGCCGACCUGGGUACAGUACACUUUUUUCCCCAAGAACCUUGUGUCAGAAAUUCCUUUGUGUGAAGAACUGUAAAUGCAUUCAAAGAAUGAAAGAAGAUGUAUCCAUAAAUAUAUUACAAUGUUCCGUGUUACCAAGACCAGAGAUCAUUAACCAUUUCCUUCUGGCUGUAUAUGAUGUUCCAUACCAAUGUGAGAGAACAGCCGCAUCAUGCAACAAAAUUGUUUUACUGUAGAGAAUGUGUAAAGAGUGAUAUUUAUUUGUAAUGAC